Molecule: messenger RNA, 968 nt
Organism: Impatiens glandulifera
Lineage: Eukaryota; Viridiplantae; Streptophyta; Magnoliopsida; Ericales; Balsaminaceae
Product: probable serine/threonine-protein kinase PIX13
Exons: 4
Coding region: 11-880 (289 amino acids)
Biological process (GO): protein phosphorylation
Molecular function (GO): protein kinase activity; ATP binding
Source: RefSeq, a predicted model, not a curated record
AUGCAUUUUAAUGAUUUUUCAGAUGGAGGUAAAAGUCCUAGGGAAGUUAAGCCAUGGAAAUUUAGUGAAGCUUUUAGGGUAUUGUUGUGAAAACAAACAAUUUCUGCUUGUUUAUGAAUACAUGCAGAAAGGAAGCUUGGAAAGUCAUCUUUUUAGGAAAGGAGCAGAUCCACUUUCAUGGGAAACAAGAAUUAGCAUAGCCAUUGGAGCAGCUCAAGGCUUAGCUUUCUUGCAUAACACCACAAAAAGUGUCAUUUAUCGCGACUUUAAGGCUUCCAAUAUCUUGCUUGACUCGAAUUUUCAAGCAAAACUUUCUGAUUUCGGACUUGCAAAGGAAGGCCCAGUUAACGGGGAUACACACGUUACCACUCGUAUUAUCGGCACACAUGGGUAUGCUGCACCCGAGUAUGUCGCCACAGGCCACUUAUACAUAAAUAGCGACGUUUACGCGUUUGGAGUUGUUCUAUUAGAACUCCUAACGGGGGAACGAGUACUCGAUAUGAAUCGGCCCGCUGGACAGAACAAUCUUGUGGAAUGGGCCAAGCCCAUUUUACAAGAUAAAAGAAAGUUGAUCAGAAUAGUAGACAAACGUUUGGAGAAUCAUUAUCCUGGAAAAGCAGCAAUCCAAACAGCUGAGCUGAUAUCCAAAUGUUUGGAAAGUGAUCCAAGGAAUAGACCAUCCAUGGAUGAAGUUCUACAUGAGCUCCAACAAAUUAUUGCAAUCAAAAUGAAACCUAAAGAGUCUAAGGCCAGUUCUAAGAACCAAAACAAUGGGCACGAUCCUUACAAUCGAUCCCCACUCCGACACCAACAUGCUGGCCCGUCGAACCGGCCAGCUGGUUAUAGGUCGCCUUUACCCAUGUCAAAGCCUAAUUAUUGACAUGCUGAUUAAUUUUGUUGACAUGUAGAAAUGAUUAUAUUUUUGGGUUGUAGAGCAGUUAAUGUUCUCAAGAUUAAAUUUUUUUGGU